Molecule: messenger RNA, 666 nt
Organism: Mytilus californianus (California mussel)
Lineage: Eukaryota; Metazoa; Mollusca; Bivalvia; Mytilida; Mytilidae
Exons: 1
Coding region: 31-666 (211 amino acids)
Source: RefSeq, a predicted model, not a curated record
GCUCCAACAGAAGACUCAACUACAGACUCAAUGCCAUCUACUAGUAAGUCUUCUGAGGAAACCCAGCCAAUUUUUUGGAACGUACCAGCAACCAAAAUUCUACUAGCUGAAAUAAAAAAAAGAGAUGAUGCAACACAAAAAGGGAAAAACACAAAGAAGAAAAUGUGGUUAUGCAUAGCAGAAGAACUAGCAUCUAAUGGAUACAAGUUUACCUGGGAACAGGUGAUGGGGAAAUGGAAAACAUUAAUUACAGCCCUGAAAAGAACAAGAGACCACAACAACCGAUCUGGUGCUGAUAAGAAGUCGUGUGCUUUCCAGGAAGAACUGGAGGAAAUUCUCGGUGGAAAUCCUACAAUAGAACCAAGCACCACAUCAGGUACGAAAAUCUUAAAUACGUGUCAUAAAAGAAAGGUAGAUGAAGUUGUCAAUGACAAUGACAAAGUUGAUGAAGUCGACAACGAUAAUGACAAAGAAACGGAACCUGUUCAGCCCCCUAAAAAUGAAAAGAAGCGUAGAAGUGGUCCUUCUCCUGACGUUGUAGAUUUUUUGAAACAAUACAUGGAGGAACAAAAAAAGGAAAGAGAAGAAGAAAAAGCUGAGAAAGCUAGAAUGCACAGUGAGAAAAUGAAUAUGUUUAGGGAACUAAUUAAUGAGAUGAAAAAAUAA